This is a messenger RNA of Erigeron canadensis, 2147 nucleotides long. RefSeq lists its product as uncharacterized. NCBI's taxonomy places the organism in Eukaryota, Viridiplantae, Streptophyta, Magnoliopsida, Asterales, Asteraceae. The transcript has 18 exons. The record is from RefSeq and is a predicted model, not a curated record. The coding region runs from base 101 to 1930 and encodes 609 amino acids.
UUUGGCUUUGCUUAAACGUGUACCAUGUUCGUACACACAAAUUUCUAACCAAAUGUUCUACAAAAAUCCCAGUUUUUAAUUCAUUAAAAGUUAAACAACAAUGGUUAUGAUUCAGUUUCAACUUCAAACACAACACCCAUUAAAAUUCAAUGGCUUUUCUCAACACCCUUUUGGUUACAAUGUUCAAAGACAAAAAAAGAAGCUAACUUUGCAGCCAAAAGCCAUGUCUUCAAGAACUCAGAGGAUAAUGGAGAGCAUUUCAGUUGGUGGGGAAGUUGGGGGUGCAGGUGGGGCAUAUUCUUAUGAUGCUUUGAAAAGAUUGGAUAAUGUUUGGUCUAGUAUUUGCUCUAAUCAAUCAGUUGUUCAAGAACCCAAACAAGUUGUCUAUAAUAUGCCUGGUUUGUUUACCGAAUCUGAUAUCGCAGAGAAAGAUGUGGAUAAGUUUGAUGUGUUGGUUUGUGGGGGUACUCUAGGGAUAUUCCUUGCUACCGCGUUAAGUUUGAAAGGUCUUCGAGUAGGAGUUGUGGAAAGAAAUUUACUAAAAGGGAGGGAACAAGAGUGGAAUAUAUCAAGGAAAGAGCUUUUGGAACUUGUCGAAAUUGGCAUUUUAACAGAAGAUGAGAUUGAGCAGGCUACAACUUCAGUAUUUAAUCCAAACAGAUGUGGGUUUGAGACGAAAGGAGAGAUUUGGGUUUUAAACAUCCUUAACCUUGGCGUUUCUCCUGCAAAACUUGUAGAUAUCAUGAAGGAGCGAUUCACUUCACUUGGUGGAGUAGUCUUUGAGGGUUGCAGCGUGUCUAGCAUAAACGUUUAUCAGGAUACAGCAGUAUUGCAACUAAUGGAGAGGAAGAUUUUGUCAGCUAGUCUCAUAAUCGAUGCAAUGGGGAAUUUUUCGCCUGUGCUAAAACAGAUUAGAGGAGGCAGGAAGCCUGAUGGCGUUUGCCUGGUUGUUGGUUCUUGUUGUCGAGGUUUCAAGGAAAAUUCUAAUAGUGAUGUGAUAUUUAGUAGUGCUGAGGCGAAAAAGGUUGGAAACUCAGAAGCACAAUACUUUUGGGAGGCAUUUCCUGCUGGUUCGGGGCCAUUGGAUCGAACUACGUACAUGUUCACUUAUGUUGAGCCACAACCUAGCAGCCCAAAACUGGAAGAGUUGCUAGAAGAUUAUUGGGAUCUGAUGCCAAAAUAUCAGGGAGUUUCAUUGGGUGAGUUAGAGAUUCUGAGAGUUAUAUAUGGUAUUUUCCCGACCUAUCGUGACAGUCCACUACCAGCAGCUUUCAAUCGUAUUCUACAGUUUGGUGAUGCUAGUGGCAUACAGUCUCCAGUUUCCUUUGGCGGUUUUGGAAGUUUGACCAGGCAUCUCGGACGACUAUCAAAUGGAAUACAUGAAGCAAUUAGUGGAAAUCUACUGGACUCCGAGAAUUUGUCAUUGUUGAAUCCAUACAUGCCCAACCUAAGUGCAUCUUGGUUAUUUCAAAGAGCCAUGUCUGCAAGAAAAGAGACCGGUGUCUCACCAGAUUUCAUUAAUGACCUUCUUCAUGUCAAUUUCCAGAGCAUGCAGAAACUAGGGGAUCCAGUGCUAAGACCAUUUCUUCAGGAUGUGAUACAAUUUGGUCCUCUAGUAAAGACGCUAGGCCUUGUUAUGCUAACAAAGCCUCAAAUAAUUCCUUCUAUAUUUAAACAGGUUGGCUUCCCGGUGCUGAUUGACUGGCUAGGACAUUUUUCAUCAUUGGGUUCUUAUACAUUUCUUUCAAUAUUCAUUGACCCUCUUAUAAGGCCUGUGAUCGAUACAUUUUCAACCGAGAUGAAAUACAAAUGGAACAGGCAACUUGAGGCAUGGAAAUAUGGAGCUGGCUUGGAUUACAGAUUCAGCCAAGAAGAAGUAACCAAGAAAGGUUCCAACAAAGUCAGUGAAAUCGAAAACGUAAAGAUAUGAACUUUCACUUGAAGUCUUGAACCAUUAAUUAUUGGUUUCCAGCAGAAUGUAAAUCUGUGAUAUAGAGAUUUGACAACGAUAUUAACUUCCGUCAUUGACAACAAUAUUUUUGUAUGCUUUAGGAGGUAAAACAAACCAAUAAGACUAUUUGAACAAUAUUGUAUGGAUUCAAAGUAUACCGAGUGAACAAGAAUACAUGUUCAUGAAACUUUGUUUA